Orbicella faveolata is the source of this 9505-nucleotide messenger RNA. RefSeq lists its product as uncharacterized. Lineage: Eukaryota; Metazoa; Cnidaria; Anthozoa; Scleractinia; Merulinidae. The record is from RefSeq and is a predicted model, not a curated record.
GAGUUAAUUCAAUUAAAUCUACAUUAUCUCUUGAGUUCCAGAGGGAAUUUCGAAAUAACCGAGUCUAAGAUAGCGAAGUUCAACUGUGUUAUAAUAGGAAGAAAACUCUGUAAACAUGAAGGACAUUCCGUGAAAUGUGCUCGUUAGAAUGGAGCAUGUGUGACCGUAUUUUGGGCGUUGAAUAGAGUUCCUGUUACUCCGAUUUCAAAACUGUUUUAUGUUUUCAAGGCGAAACACCAGAAACAAAGGCAUAGAAUGAUCUGAGACAUAUUGAAAAGGAAAAGGCGGACACGAAGCUGGUUGAAACAGGCAUUAAAUUCUACUCUAGUGCGUUCACGAUAGCCGUCCAGUUUCAGAAAGGGGACGAACAUGCAUGACUUCAAAUAUAGCGGAAUCCGACCUCGAUAAUCUUUGAAACUUUGGACUCCUUAUCAUCGAACUAGGAGCUUUUAUUGAUCAAAUUUGAGGAAUGCAACUGUUUUCACUGCUUAGAAAAGCGCAGUCGCGUUUUGUGACUUACCACACAUAGAAAUAAUAGAAUAAAUAAUAAAAAUAAAUGAUAUUUUAGUAAAUAAAGUGUAAGGCUAUUUCCAAGAUCCUUUUGCCUUCGUUAAAGGAGUGUAGUUACCGAAACCUUCUGCCGAUAUUUUCAUUUUGUCUAAUGCAGAUCAAAUACAGCCUUUUUCGUUUGUUUUGACCCCGAUACGAGCGCGGAGCGCGAUCACGAGCGCGAGGCGCGAGACGAAAAAACUCGAGACGAAAAACAUCGUCUGAGAGUGAACGGAAAUGGUAACUGUACGCAUAUAUUUUUGGCGGUAACAACGGCGUGACUUAAGUAUUUGCUCACGGAAGCGCGGAGAUAGCUAGCAGGUUUAGAUCUUCCGAAGAAUCGAGGAAAAAGUGAAUGCUGGCCUGGAUAAAUGUAACGCAAGUAUCUUGUUGCAAGGAGAUUUGUGAUGGCCAAUUUUCUGGAGAUACACUUAACAGACUCUUCAUCUCAGAUGGUGUCACCAGUGAUGUCACUGUUGGAAAUAAAGGUGAAGUGUUCAUGCCAAACACCAUAGAAAUGGCAGUUAUCAAGAAACCCGAGAAAAAACAGUUUAAAAGUGCCCUAGCUGGCAACGGCAUUCAUUUUUCCUCAGAGAUGUCAGAAGAAGCUGUAAAGAAAAAACUGCAGGAUGAAUUUGAUAUUUUAAAAAGCUGCAGAUUUUGCUGUGCCUCAGCAGCUGACAAUCGAACAAGGUUAAACUUCCAUGGUGAACAACGAGUAUGGGAUGGACAAUGUAUAAUGAGGAAUGUCAAAGGAAAUUCCGCUUUGUAUCUUCUUAUAGAGCAUGAGGGAACUCCUAGGGAGCCACAACCGUCAACCAGUGGACUGACUUACCAACAAAUGUUCGCACCUUCAGGUGCAUCUUCAAAAGCUUGCAUUGUGCCAGACAUUUCAGAUAUGUUUGCCUCAAAUCCAGCAAGUCAACAGAGAAAGGCUGCUGGGAAAAGAAAGAUUGAAAUAACUGCAAAGGAGGAAAAAAGUUGUUCGUCUUCAGUGAAGCAGCAAAAAAAAGACUUCAUGUAUGUACAACAGAUGCAGCCUAUGUUUGGAGUCGUGCAACCAGCUGCAGCAACGCAAAUUAGCAGUAGAAUAGUCUCACAGCAAACAGGGAAUCAAGUUGAUUCAACAACCCCUGCUCAGUUUCAGUAUUCAAGAAAUAAUACUACAACAUUGGGAGAAUUGCCACAGCAAACCUUGCCAACUUCAGUGGUACAAAACAUCCCACCUCCACAUGGACAUUUAGCAGGAUCUGACAUUCGAGAAAAUGGUGUGCAGGUCUCUCAGCAGCCGUCAUCUAAACAAAUUAUCAUGAUGGCAGCACAGGGAAGUUCACAGCAGCAUCGUCUUUCAGCUGCAGUGGUAGAGCAAAAAAAAAAUUGUAAACCACCAGUGCAAAGAAGACAACUGGAAAAGCAGUCUUAUCUCAGCAUAAGUGUGCCAGUUGCUUCCUUGCAAGGUUCAUCACAGCCCUGUCUUCCUUUACAACCAUCUGUAGUUCCAGGGAAACAAGCUGCACAAGACUCAGUGAAGCCAGUUUCCAUGGCAUCAGGAAGUCAACAGAGGGAGUUGAUUGAUCAAACUUCAGUACAGGAAUGCACUUGGCAGCAGGUUCCUUCAGCAACAGCAGCAGCAGCAGCAGUAGCAGUAGCACACAAAAAUGUUCCAGUUCCAACCUUCAUACGGGAAACAACAUUGCCAUCUACAGAGAAGCUGUCAGUGAAUGAAAGGAAAAGAGAAAGGCACCCUCAUGCUCACAAUCACCAAGAAAAUUUAGAUCAGCUGCUUUCGGAUAUUUUGUCUAGUGACGAUAAUGUAGACCUUGGGUAUAAUUCAACCUGCCCAGAAGAAAGCACCAAGUCUGAUUUUGACACUGGGCAGUCUGAAGAUACUGUUCCAGUUACUGAAAUAAUUCCUUGUAAAGGAUCCACAAAGGGUGGAGAACGGUUCUGUAUCAUCUCACCGCACAUGAUUCCCUUAAACAUUCACUCAUGUGUGGCUCAUUUUGAAGGUUGUGGAAAAGUGCCCUUAAAGCCAAAAAGCCUUUCUACCUUGACGGGUAGUACUCCAAAAUCCCUGCAGGGUCCUGGUCCAGUAAAGGUCACACUGACAUCUUUAGAUGGUUCAUGGAAGGGUGGUGAAGUUGUAUUUGAAUAUAUUGAUGACCCACCCACAGAUGAAGAAGUUCUUAGAAUGUUAGUCAAGGACAGGGACAGGCAGCGUAAGCUGUUUGAUAUGAUAGAUAAAGAACUGAGUAGCAGCAAACCAAGUGAGGCACAGACAUCAGAUUCUUCUGGUAAAACAGGGCCAGGAUCAUCAAGCUUAAAUCAGAGUGAACAUGCUUGGUCAGUUGAACUGUUACAGUCGCUGGUGUACAAAGCAGCAGAAAUAGAUGGUUGGGAAUUUAUUCAAAUGAUCUUCAGCACGUCAGCUGGAAAAGUUGUCUUUAACAGUUACAGGAAUAGUGCUACAUUACCAGAAGAUGUUGCAAGAGCUAAUGGUCAUCUAACCUUGGCUAAUUACCUACAGAAUGUGAAUAGCAGGUUGUCAAAUGAGAGCAACAGUGAUGCAGGGACAGAAGGCAUUGACUGGUUAGAACUGAAGCUUGCUGUGGAUGAGGAGCAGAGUCUGACUUCAGGCACUGACGAUGCACAGAUUUUAAAGAAAUGCCAACCUGCAGGGUACCUAGAAAGUGAUGAUGAUGAGAGAGACUACUUUGCAGAUGAUGAAAUAUCACCUUUCUCAUCUCCGUCUCACAACAAUGUGUGUGGUUCAGAAAAUGAAGACCACGGUCAAAAUUUAAAGGUGACAGAAUCCAGUUGUGAAGAAGAGGUAAAUAAAGAGGAUAAUCUUCCAAUGGAAAGCAGUGAUUCAUCUGAGUUUCCUUUGUACCUGGUUAGAAAUCAGCUUGACGUCAUUCCCUCUAUGAAGGCUGAAAAUGCUGGGCACAAGCACAAACAGCUAGACUCUGAUGAUGUAGAGUCACACAGCAGUGGAGAUGACAUCACUGAAAAAGAGUAUGAGAGUACAGUCCUGUGUUGUGGUGAAGUGGAGAAUUGGGACACUUUUGGAAGUGAAGUGAUACCUGCACUUGAAGAAGCCUCUACAGGAACCACAAGCCCACAUACUGCAACACAUAAUGUUGUGGUAACUAUUGGCAGUGAGAGUGGCCUUGAUGGAGAUCAGAAAGAAUUGAGGAUGAUAGAUAAAGAUGAAAAUUCUAGAAGCAGAGAUCGUGAACUUGAACAAAGAACAGAAGGACAAAGAGCGCAACUAGCGUAUGAAAAGGCUCUACAAACUAGAUUUGUAAAUGUUUACCGUGGUCGCAUAUUUCUAAUUGGUCAGGAGCGUGCUGGUAAAACCAGUCUAAAGAGGAACCUCUUAGGCCUGCUAUUUAACCCUGAAGAACAGAGUACUGAGGGAAUUGAAGUAGAUGCUUCAGCAUUUCAUAUUGGCGUUGACCAAGUUAAGAACUGGCAUUGCACCUAUGAGAACAAACCGGCACUGCUAGAAUUGUCUAAAGAUACAUCAAGGAAAGUGGUAGAGAAACCAUAUGACAGAACAAUGGAAUUGGGGAAGGGAAAUUCUGCAGCAGCAACAAAAGCAGAUGCAGUGGCAAGAGAAGACCAUUUUAGAGGAGAAAAGGGAGGAUUGUCUAAAGAAAUGUCUUUUGGGAAUUGUGACAAAAAAAUGGACUUGGAAUUUAGUGGUGACAAAAAUCAUCCUAACAAGCAACAGGGUAAGGAGAUAACAGAUGAUAUCACAAAACGUGUUCAAUAUGCUGUUCGUCAGUUGCUAAAUAAUGUUGGAGGUGAGCAUGUUGAUUGUGAUAUCACUGAGGAAGAAUCUGUUGUGGCUGUGGAUUUGUGGGAUUUUGCUGGAGAACACCUGUACUAUGCCAGUCAUCCUAUGUUCUUAUCAUCACGUGCGGUGUACAUUUUGGUACACAACCUCAGCAAGCCAUUACAAGCCCCAGCUCAGCCUUGUGUUAAACAAGGAACUUCUGAUACUUAUUUGGCAAACCCAAACAAUGAAACAAAUCUGGACAAUUUGCUAUCUUGGCUUGUUACAGUUCAUGGCAUAGCACAAGUGAAAAACGAAACAGAUAUUGGUGCUCAAAGUCUGCCCUAUCUGCGUCCUCCAGUGUUCAUUGUAGGCACACAUGCUGAGCAACCAGUUGAAGACAUCGCAGUGAUGGAAUCACAAAUAAAGGCGAGAAUUUCUGGUGCAGAAUAUGAGAAGCAUGUGAUCCAACCACUCUUCAGCAUUGAUAACACAUGCUCAAACGUGUGGAAUAGGAUGAAGAGAUGUUUAAGUCAGGGUCUAAAGAAACAAAAUCAUCAAACAGAGCAAGAGGGGAACACAGAUGACAUUCAAGAACUGCGAAAAAAAAUCAUGGAGGUGUUGAGACAGGAGCCAUAUAUGGGGCAGAAGAUACCAGUCAGAUGGUUUCUGUUUGAAAAGGUGAUUGAAACUUUGAUAGCUAAUCAAAUCUAUCACAGAAGUCUGAAGCAACUCCAAAGCUUUGGCAAAAAGCAUUGCUUUAUAGAAGAUGCUGAUGAGUUUGCCGGUAUGAUCAGUUUUUACCAUGGCCUUGGUAUGAUUAUCAAGCAUCGCAGUACAGUUGUUCUGAAGGCUCAGUGGCUCAUUGACCUAUUUCGGCAGUUGACGACUAUUCCAAACUUAGAUCAAAUGGAUCCUAUUCACUACAAGUACUGGCUUGAGCUAGAAGCAAAUGGCAUCCUCUGCACGGAACUCAUUGAUCAUGUCUUUUCCAAGUUUAUUCAACAACGCAUUAUCAAAGAUGACAUCUUAGACAUGAUGGAGCAGUUUGGUCUGAUUGCCAAGUUCUCACCCUCUCCGACUGACGUAAAGUACUUUGUACCAGCUCAGCUUAAAUCAUCGCCUGAAGAUUUUUGUCAAAUAGAGCCAUCCCACACUGAUCCAUGCCCUUUGUAUAUUCAUUUUGUACAUGGCUUUGUCCCUCUUGGCCUGUUCUCACAGCUUGUUUCACGAUCUAUUCGUUGGUGUUGUAAGAAGACUUGGCCCAUGGAGCACUCCAAGCUGUACCAAAAUGGAGCUUGGUUUUUUAUUGGGAAGCAAGUCCAUAAUUUCAUUCUUAUCUGCAAGAAGAGUUUCAUCAAGAUUGUCUUAACGCAAUGUACAAUGCAAAGUUAUCCACUUUCAGCAGAGAAGUCAGAAGACGUAGCUACACAAGUACUUGAGUAUCUAAAAGAAACUUUACAGACCUUGUCACAGGAGCUGCCACACAUGAGUGGACUGCAGUAUGAGUUUUGUGUAGCCUGUCCAUACUGUAAUAAAGGGACAGACGGGGUUGGGCAAGGGUGCCCUAAGCAUGGAAAAUUGUCAUGUGAAGAUGAGGAGUGCUUCCACCUCCUUGGAAUGAAAGAUGAUCAACCCUUGAUCUGUACAAGGAAGGUCUGUGACAAACAACACACUGUCCACGGACUGGAGAAAUGGUUCUUUAAGGGAACAAGCCAGGACUUGUCUCCAUCAACCGUAGUUUCCACAUCACAAGGUGCACCAGCACAGGAGUCUGACCUAACGUUAGGAGUGACUGUGUUGGCCAGUGGGUGGAGUUCAUCUAAGAGAGGCUUGCCAACCGUAAACAGAGAGCUUGCCAUGCAGUUAGCUAAACACGAUCAAGUAGAAGUUACCAUCCUUGUCCCAGAGUCUGUCUGUACUGAAGAAGAGAAAAGGUUUGCUAGGAGCCGCAACAUUUCCAUUAGAGAAGCAGAGAGACGUCCAGGUUACGAUCCCCUUGACUGGCUGAGUUUCCCACCAAGAGACCUUGCCAUUGACAUUGUAGUGGGCUGUGGAGUGAAGCUUGGUAAACAGGCCCAGGUCAUUAGAGUGUCACACAGAUGUAAGUGGGUUCAAGUAGUUGAUACUGAGCCUGAAGAACUCGGAAUGUACAAAAGCUAUCCUGGGGCCGUUUCCAGUGGUGAAGAGAAGACCAUAUCGGUCGUAGACUUGUGUAAAUUGGCAGAUGCCAUUGCAACAGUUGGACGCAAGAUGAAGGAGGCAUACUCUUCCUCCCUGUACGAGUGCAAGAAACACCAAGAUAUCAUUCAGCUGACUCCUGGCACGUUCGGUGAAUUUUCGGACGUAACGCAAGCAACAAACGGCGGUGGCAAGUUUAAGGUGUUGGCCUUUGGCCGUGGUGAUCCUGAGGACUUCUGUCUCAAGGGAUACGACAUUGCUGCUAAAGCAAUAGCUGAACUGAAAGACAACUCGUACUGUCUAAUUUUUGUUGGUGCACCUGAUGGAAAACAAGAAGCAGUUGCUAAAAACUUGAUUGAGAGUGGUAUUUCUCGACGCCAGCUGUAUGUCAGAAAAUUUAAUCAAAGGAAGGAAAGAAUGAAAGAGUUGUUUUGUGAAGUUGACCUUGCCAUCAUGCCAUCCAGGACAGAAGGAUUUGGACUAGUUGCUCUGGAAGCCUUGUCUGCUGGUCUUCCAAUUCUUGUGAGUGGAGACUCGGGUUUUGGAUGUGCACUGCGCACUCUACCAUCAGGCAACUCAGUUGUGGUAGACUCUGAGGAACCUAAAGAUUGGGCAAGGGCAAGUGCUGGUGUCCGUCAGAAAGACAGAACAGAGCGCCUUCAAGAGAUUGAAAAGUUGCGGAAGUGUUAUGAAGAGAAAUUCAGCUGGGAGAAACAGUGUGAAGCCCUUGUUGAGAUGAUGCAGAGAAUCGUUCGUGAACCUACAGAGAAAUCAGUUUGCCAGCUUUCUGAUCACGCACCACGGAACAACGCUGGCAUUCCCACUGAAAGGCUUCUUAAAACCCUCCCAAGGAAGGAAAGGGAACCCACGAUCACAGACUUUGGUUUGGAUCCAAAGAAGCUUGGACGGACGGACGUUGCAGACAAAAUUGUGAAACACUUUUGACCAUCAGAAGAUCAUAAAGGUUACUUCCACCAGCAAGAAUUCAGAAUGUUCAAACUGAAUGUGAUGCCGACAAUCCGACUUGAGAGUUGCUUAUCGCGAAAACAAAGUGUCAUCAGAGAGUUAAGACAAAUUCUUGAGAGGGAAGGGAAGACUGAGCGUGCAAAGAAAUUCAAGAAAGCGAUUCAGUGCUACAGCUCAAGUUCUAGAUGAAAGAUGUUUCAUUUAUUUGGUUUUUGGUUUUUCUUUUUCCCUAGUUGUGUCCUUUUCGAGUUAGUUUCUAUCUGAUGGAAGAUAGCUCCGAUUUAAUAACAUUUUAUGCAGUGCUAAAUAGAGAUUAUGUCUUUUUAGCUGUUAGCCUGAACGUAGAGUAAUUAUAGUUGUUAAACACGAUACAAUGUGAGCUAAAAUUUCCGAAAGGUAUGCUCAAUACUGCUAUAGACCUUUCCCGUAUUCCACUUCACUGCAUGCUAUAAGUAGUACCCAAACGACGUUGGUGUGGACAAUUUCAUUCAUUUCUUGUUUUUUUAUCUCCCCCCAACCCGAUCACGGCUUAGCGCCACUGUUGGAAUGCGGGAAAGUUCUGUUGAAUCUUGUUCAAGUAAUAAGCAGUCGUAUAUUUCUUAUACACAUUUCCUUUUUAUCUCUGCAGCUCGAUAGAAACGGGUAAAUUAAAUUCCCUCAGCCUGGUUUGUCUCUAAAAACGAUUUAAACUGAUUCGGAGGUCUUUUUCCUUCUAGAUUUAGUGGGAAGGACAAAAUCACUUUUAAUAUACAAAAAAGCCAAAGUGUAUAGUAUAUUAAGAGGGACUUAAAUACUGUCCCACAUUGCGCGUUCGUGAAUACGGAAAUUAAACGCCUUUAGCGGGCCCAGUUCGGACGUCGUGCUUCUGCCGUGCCGAAAUUAGGUUUGACUGUAGCACUACAGAAACACGACUCUGUUUCAGACGUCGUGUCAGAGUCGUACCAAAUUUAGAAAAUACUGAAGCUUCGUAACAGUUCUCCUCGUAACUUCCCGCUGGAACUCAAUUCCCCAAAAUACAUUAAUUCAUUUAUGAAUUUUGUUUGGCACGGCAGAUGCACGGCGUUUCAAUCCAGCGUCGUGUAGCACGGCAGAGCUUGUCGAACUUAAUUGCUUGCCGAACUCAAAAGUUCAAACUUCAAACGAACUUCCUAAGUUUGAUUUAGACGCCGUACUUCUGCCGUACUUUUGUCGAACUUGAUUGCUGAAUUUAGUUCAGCACGGCAGAAGCACGAUGUCUGAACUGGGCCUACGCGAGGAUUUUUCCUGAAGUAACUUGGAAAAGGAAAAUCAUUUUUCUGGGAGGGAGGGCGUUAGUUGCACUUUAAUUUGCCCGUAAAUAGAUAUUUUGAGUUUAUAGCCUGCUAGGUUAUAAGAAAUGAAUGUAGUCAAUGAAAUAGUGAAGCUGUUGAUAGCGUUCGUGCAAAAGAAAUUGUACGACAAGGUUUUAGUUUUCCUAACCAAGGUUGUAAAUUUUAAACUUUUUAAGCAAUGGCGCGAUAGACUUCUCGCUUUCUUGUCAUUAUUCUUUACCAUUAAUCACUUUUAAAGCGUCCGAUUGGACGACUCUUUUUAGUGACUGGUGCUGUGCCAUUGCAAGAGAGGAUCAUAAGUAAGAACUUUUAUUUAAGUGUCAAUGUAUUUAGCCCAUGUGGACUAACUGGGGACACUGUAUUAACUCUACCUAAAAAAUUUCAUUAAUAAUCUCUUAGUUUACAGAUGUGUUGUAUCAAAGGUAAAAUUCGAUUAAGUACAGUUCGCACACAAGACAACAUAAUACUUUUAUCGGAAAGCUGUAAUUCGGUACUUGAGCUGUUCACCCUCCAUUUAGUCAAAUAAGCUGCGGAUUCGAAGAAUUUGUUACUGAUAUAAUUAGCCUAGCGCACUUUGAAGUCAGGAUAACUGUAAUAUAAUGCAUGUGAAAACAAGGGAUCAACGCAAACUAGGGGUUGACACAUACCGGCAUAAUUUCGAACAUAAUACUAUAUGUGGAGCAUCGAGCAUAAUGCCGGCAUAAUAGUGCAUUUUGCC